Messenger RNA from Octopus bimaculoides (California two-spot octopus), 782 nucleotides. Its product is annotated as fucose mutarotase. The record is from RefSeq and is a predicted model, not a curated record. Gene Ontology annotation, biological process: fucose metabolic process. NCBI's taxonomy places the organism in Eukaryota, Metazoa, Mollusca, Cephalopoda, Octopoda, Octopodidae. Gene Ontology annotation, molecular function: fucose binding; racemase and epimerase activity, acting on carbohydrates and derivatives.
UUCAAGGGAAACAACUGUAGUGGAAAGCUCUGACAACAACUCAACUACUUGAGUAUUUCGCGUCCAAGAAAAUGCCGUUGAAAGGAAUUCCCUCAAUUAUCAGUCCUGCUUUGCUUCAUGCAUUAGCUGCUAUGGGACAUGGAGAUGAAAUAGUUUUGGCAGAUGCACACUUUCCUACAUCAUCUAUUUGUCGUCGGGGACCAAUUGAAAUUAGGGCAGAUGGACACAAAAUACCAGAGUUAUUAAAAGCUAUAAUGCAGCUGUUCCCAUUGGACACCUAUGAAGACUCAGCUUUUGUUAUGAAGAAAACUAAAGAAGAUAUAAAUUUGCCACUGCCUCACUUGGCUGAAUAUAAGAAGAUUUUAUCAGAAGCAGAGAAUAAAUCUAUUCAUAUGAUUGAAGUCGAAAGAUUUGCUUUCUAUGAACAAGCCAAAAAAGCAUAUGCUAUUGUUCACACAGGUGAAUUGGCAAAAUAUGGAAACAUAAUCAUUAAGAAGGGUCUCGCCUUGUAACACCAACGCCUGACUUCUGAAUGACCUUCACAACGCUCACAUAUGACCAUUAUAUUUUUCUCUUUUCCCUGCCAACAGUCUUUUGCAGUACUUGCAAUAAGGUCACAAGUGCCACCCUCCUUUCUGUGACUAAACCAGGACUUCCCAUAUACUGCUAAUAACAAAAUUUGAUGUCAAUUCAUCCCCAAAUUAAUUGAAUAUCAAUUACAUAACUAAUUUACCAGUAUUUGAUAGAAUUUACGUGAGUAAAAUAUCUUCAAACACCUUUAA